Rhizophagus irregularis DAOM 181602=DAOM 197198 is the source of this 725-nucleotide messenger RNA. RefSeq lists its product as uncharacterized. Gene Ontology annotation, biological process: protein folding; protein complex oligomerization; response to heat. Lineage: Eukaryota; Fungi; Glomeromycota; Glomeromycetes; Glomerales; Glomeraceae. The record is from RefSeq and is a predicted model, not a curated record.
AGAAAAUUUUCUCUUUCGCAAGCAUGAUGAUAUUUGAUGACUUUUUCGAUAUCACAUCACUUCCAUUAUUAUCUGGAGGAACAACAUGCUCUUCCUCUUAUAAUUCACUUCCGUUAAAUAUUUCAAGCACUUCCACACAUUAUAUAGUUCGUACAGAAUUGCCUGGUAUUCCACAAAACCAAAUAUCAGUUGAUAUAAAUGAAGAUGGAAUACUCGACAUUCGGGCUGAACGUCAUUCAAAAGAAGACAAAGAGAAAACGAAAACUAAGGAUGAAGAAGAUGAAAUAGUUAAAGAAAACUGGGCUCUUAAGGGUAAAUUAUACCGCAGUAUAAAAUUUCCUAAAGAACAUGUUGAUGUUGAUGGAGUCAAAGCUGAACUAAAUAAUGGAGAAUUAAUUAUUAAAGUACCUAAAAAGAAGACACAAGAUGCAAAAGAUCCUAAGAGGAGAAAUGUUAAAAUUAUUAAGGGAAAAUUGUAAACAUCAGUAAAUUUGUGACAAAUUUGGAAUUUUUUGGAUCAUGGAGGGUUUAUUGAUUUUUUUUCAUCUAAUUAGUUUAAAUUCUAUUUCCUUCCAUACUUAUAAGUCCAAGAAGUUCUAUUUUGUUAUCAAGAUUUUAAUUACUAUAUCAAUUAGCUUGCUUUCAAUAUAAUAUUAGAAAUAAUUUUUUUUAUCAAUAUUUUUGCAAAGAUCUUAAUAAAUAAAAAAUUGCUUUAAUUAUUGCUU